Myxocyprinus asiaticus (Chinese sucker) is the source of this 1437-nucleotide messenger RNA. Its product is annotated as neuropeptide FF receptor 1-like. NCBI's taxonomy places the organism in Eukaryota, Metazoa, Chordata, Actinopteri, Cypriniformes, Catostomidae. Gene Ontology annotation, biological process: G protein-coupled receptor signaling pathway. The transcript has 3 exons. The record is from RefSeq and is a predicted model, not a curated record. Gene Ontology annotation, cellular component: membrane. The coding region runs from base 1 to 1437 and encodes 478 amino acids. Gene Ontology annotation, molecular function: peptide binding; neuropeptide receptor activity.
AUGACGGAGGACCCACCAGAAAUGGAGAUGUCUCCAGAAUUUACUGUGCUGUAUUUGAAUGGCAGCCUCACAAAUUCCUUUGCAAACAACAGUAAUGUGACCAACCUUACCAGUAUUACCUACUACCCGUAUUACCAGCACUCUCUGCCUGUGGCCACUGCCCUGACCCUGGCUUACCUCUUCAUCUUCCUACUAUGCAUGGUGGGAAACGGUUUGGUAUGCCUCAUCGUGCUGGAGAACCGACGUAUGAGAACGGUCACAAAUCUCUUUAUCCUCAACCUGGCCGUGAGCGACCUUCUGGUGGGGGUUUUCUGUAUUCCAACAACCCUGGUGGACAACCUUAUUACAGGUUGGCCAUUCACAAACAUCGUCUGUAAGAUGAGUGGCCUGGUGCAGGGCAUGUCCGUGUCUGCCUCUGUGUUCACGCUGGUGGCCAUUGCUGUGGACAGGUUCCGUUGCAUUGUGUACCCCUUCCAACCCAAGCUCACCUUGCUGGUUGCCAAGGUGACCAUAGUGAUGAUCUGGGUUCUCGCUGUGGUGAUUAUGUGUCCUUCGGCUGUGACGUUAACGGUGGAGAGAGUAGAACAUCAUUACAUGGUCCACAAUGAAGACUACAACCACACAUACCCACUUUUCUCUUGCUUUGAGAAUUGGGCAAACCCACAGAUGAGAAAAGUCUACACCACCGUCCUGUUUGCACACAUCUACCUUAUUCCCCUCACCCUAAUCACACUUAUGUACGUACGUGUUGGGAUAAAACUCUACACCACCUCUGUGAUCUCCGGUAACGAUCAGCAUGAAGGCGGCCAGUCUCACGCUUCUCCUCUGGCCCCCGGGGCCCAACAGGAAGGCCGACCCCUCAUUUCCCAAAAGAAGAUCAAGGUGAUUAAGAUGUUGAGCGUUGUGGCCCUCUUAUUCACACUGUCCUGGCUGCCUCUCUGGACCCUGAUGCUCCUCACGGACUAUGGUGGUCUGAAUGAGGACAAGUUGGAACUGCUGACCGGCUACAUAUUCCCAUUCGCUCACUGGUUAGCCUUCUCAAACUCUAGCGUCAACCCCAUCAUCUAUGGGUACUACAAUGAGAACUUCAAGAGGGGCUUCCAGGCAGUGUGUAGGACACAUUCAUGCUGCUACAGGGGGAUGUCGGCAGACAACGGAGCACGGCGGAAAGCCAACAGAGAUGUCAGGGAACCUGCAGUAAACUUUGGUGCAAGGAACCGGGUGUACACUGACGGCGACCUGAAUAACUCUGGUACACGUCUGGAGAUGGAGCAGAGGAGAACUGGGCGACUUUGUAACUCUGUCUGCACAAAUGACACAGGAUCCAGUGUAGGAUCUGGGAUAAAGGAGGUUGCAAACCAGAAAAUCUUUCAGAUGGAAGAACCAGAGAAAGUAAGUCCCAUGCGAGUGGGCAAAAAUCAAGCCUGGGAUCAAUAG